This is a messenger RNA of Emys orbicularis (European pond turtle), 1230 nucleotides long. RefSeq names its product potassium two pore domain channel subfamily K member 13 (gene KCNK13). Bases 1 to 1230 code for a protein of 409 amino acids. Gene Ontology annotation, biological process: stabilization of membrane potential; potassium ion transmembrane transport. Gene Ontology annotation, cellular component: plasma membrane. Gene Ontology annotation, molecular function: potassium ion leak channel activity; outward rectifier potassium channel activity. NCBI's taxonomy places the organism in Eukaryota, Metazoa, Chordata, Testudines, Emydidae. The record is from RefSeq and is a predicted model, not a curated record. The transcript has 2 exons.
AUGGCGUGGCGCGGCUGCUGCUGCUCCAGCCUGGGUCACCUGAAUGAGGAUAACGCCCGCUUCCUGCUGCUGGCCGCGCUCAUCAUCCUGUACAUGCUGUGCGGGGCCGCCGUGUUCUCGGCCAUCGAGCUGCCCACCGAGAGGGAAGCCAAGGAGAAGUGGGAGGAGAGGUUCGUGAACUUCAGCCAGAGGCACAACCUGAGCCGGGCAGAGCUGCAAGACUUCCUCCGGGAGUACCAAGAGGCCAGUGUGGCCGGGAUCCGGGUCGAUGACAUCAGACCCCGAUGGGAUUUUACCGGGGCCUUUUAUUUUGUGGGGACUGUGGUUUCAACAAUAGGGUUCGGCAUGACCACCCCAGCCACCGUUGGAGGAAAAAUUUUUCUGAUAUUUUAUGGCCUUAUAGGAUGUGCAGGGACCAUUUUAUUCUUUAACCUGUUCCUGGAGCGCUUGAUCACGGUCAUAGCCUACAUCAUGAAAUCCUGCCAUGAGAGACAGCUGAGGAGAAAAGGGGUCCUCCCUCAUGACAGCCGGCGAGGCUCAGGGAACUCUGAGGUGGACAGCUUGGCAGGGUGGAAGCCAUCUGUGUACUAUGUCAUGCUCAUUUUAUGUGUAGCAUCACUCAUCAUUUCCUGUUGUGCCUCUGCAAUGUACACACCGAUUGAAGGGUGGAGUUACUUUGACUCACUUUACUUUUGCUUCGUGGCCUUCAGCACUAUUGGUUUUGGUGACCUGGUCAGUAGCCAAAAUGCCCAGUAUGAAAGCCAAGGCCUUUACCGAUUUGGCAACUUUGUCUUCAUACUCAUGGGGGUUUGCUGUAUCUAUUCCUUAUUUAAUGUGAUCUCGAUUGUUAUCAAACAGUCCAUAAACUGGAUAUUAAAGAAGCUGGAUUGCAGGUGCUGCCCCAGAUGCCAAAGAAAAUUCUUUAGGUCACGGAGGAAUGUUGUGAUGCCAGGGAAUGUGCGGAGCCGGCGGAACAUCUCCAUUGAGACUGAUGGCGUCAAUGAGAGCGACACAGAUGGACGCCGGCUGUCUGGCGAGAUGAUCUCCAUGAAAGAUUUCUUAGCCUCCAACAAAGUGUCACUGGCCAUCAUGCAGAAACAGCUGUCAGAAACUGCCAAUGGCUACCCAAGGCAGUUGAACUCUAGUUCUAAACAUAAUGGAUUCUCUGGCGGGGUAGGAGCCCUAGCGAUUAUGAAUAAUAGGCUGGCAGAGACAAGCGUGGAUAGGUAA